Messenger RNA from Stomoxys calcitrans (stable fly), 3231 nucleotides. RefSeq lists its product as uncharacterized. The record is from RefSeq and is a predicted model, not a curated record. The transcript has 16 exons. Bases 97 to 3156 code for a protein of 1019 amino acids. Gene Ontology annotation, biological process: long-chain fatty-acyl-CoA metabolic process. Gene Ontology annotation, cellular component: peroxisome. Gene Ontology annotation, molecular function: alcohol-forming very long-chain fatty acyl-CoA reductase (NADP+) activity. NCBI's taxonomy places the organism in Eukaryota, Metazoa, Arthropoda, Insecta, Diptera, Muscidae.
UCAUAGAACCUUUAAGUCGAUAGCGUGGUUUCGGUUUUGCUUAUAGGAAAUCCUCUAUUUCUCGUGAAACAUUUGAAAACUGGACACUGGCCGAAAAUGAUUAAGGAAUUUUUCGAGGAUCGUGAAAUAUUUUUGACUGGAGGAUCGGGCGUCGUGGGAAAGGCUCUAGUUGAAAAACUAUUACGAUCGUGCAAUGUGCGCAAAAUAUAUUUGCUGCUCCGACCCAAGAAAGGUUUAACCAUAGAGGAACGUUUGGACAAACUUAAAAAAGAUCUGAUAUUUCGUCGAUUACAUUCGGAGAAACCCCAUGAAUUUGCCAGCAAAGUUGUGCCCAUACCGGGUGAUGUGUUGCUACCCAUGUUGGGUAUUUCCUGGGAAGAUAGAAAACAAAUGGAAAAUGUCUCCUUGGUUUUUCAUAGUGCGGCUACAGUGCGUUUCGACGAACCCCUUGACUAUGCCAUUAAAGUCAAUGUGGGUGGAACGCAUGAAGCGUUAAAAUUGGCUGAAACUUUGAAAAAUCUCACAGUCUUCAUGCAUAUCUCUACAUUCUUUAGUAACCCGUAUUUAGAUUUUAUUGAGCCAAAAAUAUACCAACCUCCUCUGGAUUGGCGUCUCUGUUUGAAGAUAAGUGAAACCACAACAUAUAUGGACGAAACCCUGCUGUGUGCCAUAACCCAAAAGUUAAUUACGGGUUUUCCCAACACUUAUUCUUUCGCCAAAUGUGUGGCUGAGUCUUUGGUCAACGAUUAUCGUCAUAAAUUACCAGUGGCCAUAUAUCGACCAUCGAUAGUUAUUUUUGCUUUUGAUGAACCAGAACCUGGUUUUCCUUCAUCCCUAACUGGGGCCAUGGGCUUGUUUGCCUUGUAUGGGGCAGGUUUAUUGAAAACCAUCUACAUGCCCAAGAAUCAACGAUUAGAUUUGGCACCUCGAGACCUUGCUAUCAAAACUCUGCUGUACUACAGCGUCAAAACACCUAUGAUCUAUGCACAAAAUCGUCAAACGGAUAUACCAAUUUUUCAUUUAACAUCUUAUACGCACUCAACUAUCACAUUUCCCGAAUACAUCGCAAUUUCGGACAAAACUGGAAUUUUUAUUAAAUAUGCAUUUGAAAAAAAUUUCUUGUUACCUGGUGCGUUUAUAACCGACAACGACUUUUUGUUUCACUUUAUCUUUUUCACUAAGCAAAUCCUACCCGCCCUUCUUGUGGAUAUGCUUUUGAUAGUAAGCGGCCGCAAACCCCAAUUGAUGGGUGUGCAACGUAAAUUAUACCACUCACUGCAUUUGAUGAGACCAUUUACUGUCAAGAAUUUUCGCAGCAGCGGCACAACUUAUGCUGAUGAGUUUGUAAAGUUAUUCAAAGGCACUGAUUUUCAAAUGGAUGCUUUCGAGUUGGGAAACGAUUACAAAAACACUGUGUUUCUCUGUGAAAACAUGGCGUAUAAAGUGCGUGAGAUUCUAUUGAAGGAAGAUCCCUCCACAAUACCGAGAGCUAGAAAAAUAAUGAAAGUAAAAAUAUAUAUCUACAGAGCUAUGCAAAUAUAUUUGGCCUAUAAAAUAUAUUUCGGUUUCAUUAACCCAAUGUUAAGUAAUUGGUCGCUAUAUAUGAUUGCGGAAUUUUUUGAAAAUCGUGAAAUAUUUCUAACUGGCGGAUCGGGUGUUGUUGGUAAAGCACUAGUUGAAAAGCUUCUGCGCUCCUGCAAUGUGCGAAAAAUAUACAUCCUAUUAAGAACCAAGAGAAAUGCAACCAUCGAGGAACGUAUAAAACAGAUGAAAAUGGAUAAGAUAUUCCGGCGUCUAAAUUCGGAAAAACCCAACGAAUUCCUUCAAAAAGUUGUUCCCGUUCCCGGUGAUGUAACACUGCCUAUGCUGGGCAUAACCAAUGAAUAUCUCAAAUUAAUGGAAAAUGUCUCCAUCAUAUAUCACAGUGCGGCAACUGUGCGUUUCAAUGAGACCAUUAAGGAUGCCAUUAGGCUCAAUGUUGGCGGAACUUAUGAGGCCUUGAAAUUUGGGCAAAUGUUAAAAUAUCUCGAUACGUUCAUCUAUAUUUCGACAUUUUUUAGCAAUCCAUAUUUGGAGUAUGUUGAGCCCAAGAUGUAUGAAGCGCCUAUGAAUUGGAAAUUUUGUUUAGACUUGUGCCAGCGCAACGAUAUACCCGAUGAGACCAUGAACAUCAUAACAAAUAAAUUAAUUGUGGGCUUUCCCAAUACCUACACGUUUACCAAAAAUUUAGCUGAGUCUCUGGUCAAUGAUUAUAGAGACAAAUUACCAGUGGCUUUAUAUCGGCCUUCGAUUGUAAUUCAAGCCUUUGACGAUCCGGAGCCUGGUUUCCCCACAUCCCUUUCCGGUGCCAUGGCCCUCUUUACACUCACAGGAGCUGGCAUUCUUAAAACCGUUCACAUGGCAAACGACAUACAAAUAGAUAUGGCCCCAUUGGAUAUAACCACAAAAAGUUUGUUGUACUACACUGUGCGCACCUUUAAUAUGUACACUCAUGCUGUGGAGAGACCAAAUGAGGUGCCAAUUUACCAUGUUUCCUCUUGCAAUCAUACCGAAAUUAAGUUACAUCAAUUAAUUGAUAUAAUGACCAAUUUUAAAAUCUGGCAAAAGGUUGCUUUGGAAAAAAGUCUCUUGCUUCCUGGUAUGUACUAUACUGAGAGUACACUAGUAUACCGAUUAUUGGUUUACACUUUGCAUAUAUUUCCUGCACUUUUGGUGGAUACAUUGCUUAGAAUCAGUGGUCAGCAGCCUGCCUUGAUGAAAAUACAGCGAAAAAUAUUUGUAACAAUGGAAGUUUUGAAGCCAUUCAUGUUCAACAACUAUCGAAGUGAUGGCAUUACAUAUGCUCAGGAAAUGUUAAAAGAACUUCACUGCACCGACUUUGAUAUGGACCCAAUUCAAAGAGCGGCCAAUUAUUACUCAAAUGUUGGCAUCUGUCUCGAUUUGGCCACAAAGUCCCGAGAUGUUCUAUUCAAUGAAGAUCCUUCAACAAUACCUCGUGCAAAAAUUCUACUUAAAAUAAAGGAAUUAUUAUAUCGCUUACUUCAACUAUUUGUGGCAUACAAAAUAUAUUAUGGCGUUUUCGAUCCCAUAAUCAAGGAAUGGAGCACUAGGGAGUAUUUGGAAAAGCUAUUCAAUGACACUCUGUCACGAAAGUGAUUUAUAAUUGGCAAUAAUAUAUGAAAAUAAACUAUGGUUAAUUGAGAAAUGGUUGAUGCUAAUUUGGAAAGCAUA